AUGUUACUGGUAUGCAGUAAAAGUUCUUCCAGUUUGUACAUCAAGAUUGUUAAUCACCACCCGCCCAAAUUAGUUAAACUGCUGGCUAAAUCAGAUCGAAUAGCACUGAGAUUUUUGACACCGUUGGUGACAGCAGGAACGUUAUACCAGCACAGCUAUUGGGGCGUGGCGAUACCGGCCCUCAUCCCACCAGUGGUUGACACCUUCUACAGUCCUAUCCCGACUGAAGAUUGGAAUUGGUAUCUGCUAAUCAAUGCUAUAGUUAUAGUUUGCUUUCUCAUCAUGUAUCAAGCUUCGAAUACCAUAUGCCACAUUCUCUGCAUCGUCAUACAAAGAUAUUUCCUUGAAGAUGAUGUUCAUUGCGACCGACCUAUUUUCAUUCUUGGUGAAAUCCUUUGCUGUGGCCUUUCAAUAAUGGGGUGUUUAUAAUAACCCCCAUAAGUAAUAAUGAAAAAAUUAUACCAAAUUUAUCAAGUAAGCUUUAACAGUUCCGGAACAGGCAAAAAAUAAAUAAACCAAAUAAACGCCUAAAUAUUUAAUGAA
Molecule: messenger RNA, 543 nt
Organism: Nezara viridula (southern green stink bug)
Lineage: Eukaryota; Metazoa; Arthropoda; Insecta; Hemiptera; Pentatomidae
Source: the annotation of a GenBank genome assembly